AUGCGGCUCGCUGUCUACGGCGCUACCAGUGCCGUUCUCGGCGCUGGAGUAAUCCUUAGCGCCUUCAACCAUCGUGCAAACUUCUACUCUGCUUGCGUUCACUUGGGACAAUCCAAUGCCUGCCUCAUGGUUUUGACAAAUCUUUUGCUACUAUUAUCUAUUCUCUUCGGUCAUGGUCUACAGCUUGUCUUUUACGGACCUUUACGUGCUCCGGAGAUUGAACGACUUUACGAAAAGGCGUGGUAUGCUGUUACGGAAACAUGUUUGGCCAUGACGAUCUUCCGGGAUGAAUUCGAUGUACGAUUUAUCGUGAUGUUUGGGGUUCUGCUUUUUAUCAAGUGCUUCAGUUGGAUUGGGGGCGGUCGGGUUGAAUUCAUGGAAACCCAACCCCCGGCAAACCCUACGCUGUUCCAUAUACGCUUGUCUUCCUCACUCAUCCUUCUACUUUCGGCUUGUGGGGCGAUGCUCUGGCAUUCUGUCCUUUCGGUAUUGGAGCGGGGCCGUCCCAACAUGAUGGUUAUGUUUGCUUUCGAAUUUGCGAUUUUGUUGAUUACCUCGUUGGGCAUUGCUGGAAGAUAUGUCUUGAAUGUGGAUGAGGAGGAGAUUGAUGUCGGCGGAUGGGAGGAAAAGGGCACUUGGGUCUUUUAUCUGGAGUUGACCACAGACCUAUUGAAACUCGCUACCUACCUGUGCUUCUUCGCCAUCGUUCUCACCUGGUAUGGUUUGCCCCUACACAUCAUCCGAGACGUCUACCUCACGCUUCGAUCCUUUAUCACUCGUAUCCGGGAUUUUAUUCGGUACCGCAGGGCGACAGCGCAUAUGAAUUCACGAUACCCAGAUGCUAGUUCUGAGGAAGUGGAGCGGGAGGGCGUUUGUAUUAUCUGCAGGGAAGAGAUGCGCGCUUGGAUGGCAGGGGCAGAGAAUGAGGGAGGGAGAGCUGCUGGGACUCAAGAUCAGCGGUCUAGGCCCAAACGGCUUCCCUGUGGCCAUGUGCUACACUUCUCUUGCUUGCGUAGUUGGUUGGAGAGGCAGCAACGGUGCCCCACAUGUCGUCGGCCAGUUCUCGACGAGCCUACUCCCAACGGUCCUGGCGGUAAUAAUGCGGCGAACGCUGCUCCUCCAGGACCGCCUGGGAUUAACUUUCAGGCUGGGGGAGAUGGAUUAGGUUUCAGAGCGGAGAUCGCAUUUGGGGUAGGCGGACCCGGCCUUGUGCAAAACUUAAUGGACGGGAUGAAUGCACCACCGGUUCCACAGGCGAAUCGAAAUGUCCAUCGACCUCAAGAACCAAAUGGCGAUAUUGCACGUGCAAUGUUAGGCGCCACUGGGAAUAUGCGGGCAGAUAUUGACCAUCAUAUAGCGAGAACUCGACAACUCCUUGAUCGCGAAUUAGCUAUGAUCGAUAUUACGCAGAGGCAGCUCAGGCAAUUGCAAGAGUUGCAGAUACAUGCUCAGGCCGCUGCGGGAGGUGCCCAGGCAGCCUUGGAUGCUACCGCUAGACCCGUGGAUCCUGCUAUCCCAUCUCAACCGGAAGCUAGAGCGCAAAACACUCCGAACCCAUCAGCGAAUAUUGGGGCUCAUGGGGACCGUCUUUCCACUACUAGUAACCAGAGCGCCGUCAACUCUACCCUCCCCAUGGCUAGUCCUCCAGUCCAUAGUGACAUUCAAUCCAAUCCCACUACUCUCUCAGGGAAUCCUCUACUACCCUCUGGCAUGACAGUUCCACCCGGAUGGACUGUCGUUCCUUUGGCUGUUCCGGGAGCUGAUCCGCCUCCUAGCAUGCCCAACACCACCACAAACGGUGGGGGCGUCCCCCUUCUCCGACGACGUGAGCAGCGGACGUAUCAGGAGUGGAUGAGAGCCUACCAUGCCCGUAUGACACCGUUAGCUGAAAGCACAGAGCGCGAGGGGGAACUGAGACCAGUUCGUCCGCCGAUCAGUAGGGCCAUGCCUACCCCUAGCGACCUCAUCAUACCCCCAAACAAUGCGCCCAGCACAUUCUCCGUUCCUACCAUCCCUGAUGAUAUAUCUGCCCGUCUCACAAGAACACAAAUAGCGAACCUAAGGCCUAGGGUUCGCGAGAGCGUUGCAGUUAUUAGCCAUUUUGUUCAAUAUCAUGUGGAUGCGGAUAGACUUGGUCUCGCAUUGGAGAUACUCUAUGGUUUGCCAGAACAAUUUAGGCAGGAUAUACUUGAUGGGUGGCCAGAUCGGGAAAUGGCACAUGUUCUAAGUGCUGGUGGGGAAACCUUGCCUCCUCCCGCCUCUGGACGAUUCAAUCUCGCCGCCUAUCACGUCUCAGUCCUCGCCAUGCAGUUUUCAUUUGAGAGCAGGAUCCUCCUACUCCUCGGCAUCCCGAAGACUCCCUUCAGAGACUGCCUCGUCCGCUACUUUCAAGACCCCCAAAUCAACAGCGAGCUCGAGAAACUGGAUAUUGCAAUAUCUGACUUGGACCGACCACUUCCAAAUGUAUCGUCACUACUCGAGAGCAUAUCAGACUGGACAGAAAUCCCCAGUCUUUCCGGGAGUAGUGACAAAGAUGCGACUGAAAAGGCUGAGAAGGAAACUAGAGAUAUCGCCAAUAAGCGGAUCCAGGUGCUCAACGAUAUCAGCCGCGCUAUGCGUACUGCCGCGAACAGGUUGGAGCAAGCUCAUCGGCCGUCGUCAGCACACAUCGUCGGCCGGUUCAAUCCCAAUAAUGAGCUGUCAUUAUUCGGCCAGCGCAGCAUUUUUGACUCAUCAGCACAAUCCCAUGUCCUGGAUUCGUUCGAAAAGGACAUUAUUGCGGAGGAGCAGUUAUGGUUGGAAAAACAACAUGCGGUAGAGGGACUGUUGUCGACCAUUGGCGAAUCCUCGAAUGUAGGGUUAGAGAAGGGCAAAGGAAGGGCCACAGUUGAGGACGGGGAGGAGUAGGUUGGAGCUGUGUACCAUAGCUUUUUUUUCUUUCUGUUACCAUUUAUUGAGAUUACAGCCCUCCUUCCCUGCUUUUCUUGUUUUAACCUGUUUACCCCCUUUUUCGAUCAGCUGAGUUUCGGUGGAGUGGCUGGCGACGUAUCUUUUUAUGAUUUGAUUCCUUUUUAAAAUUUGUUUCCGUGUGGGCUGGGUGGCAAAUUCUGGGGGAUUGCGUCAGCCGCUGUUCCAUUGUUGUAAGGAGGGAUUGCACUUUUUUCAACAUGCGAGUGAUUGACUGUGAGGCUGGAGAGGUUUGUGUCUCGUCUUCCAUUCUCCAAACGAGCACAGGGAUAGGAAAUCAUAUUCCUUGUGAUCAGAGCUCUACUCUGAACCCAUAGAACUCGUAAGAUUAGGGCGAAGCCCUAUUAAUGCCAAUUGGAUUUUGAAC
Messenger RNA from Tuber melanosporum (Perigord truffle), 3334 nucleotides. RefSeq lists its product as uncharacterized. The transcript is spliced from 5 exons. NCBI's taxonomy places the organism in Eukaryota, Fungi, Ascomycota, Pezizomycetes, Pezizales, Tuberaceae. Gene Ontology annotation, molecular function: zinc ion binding. The coding region runs from base 1 to 2907 and encodes 968 amino acids. The record is from RefSeq and is a predicted model, not a curated record. Gene Ontology annotation, cellular component: cytoplasm.